Messenger RNA from Lizanozyma spartinae, 1962 nucleotides. RefSeq lists its product as uncharacterized. The transcript has 4 exons. NCBI's taxonomy places the organism in Eukaryota, Fungi, Ascomycota, Pichiomycetes, Serinales, Debaryomycetaceae. The record is from RefSeq and is a predicted model, not a curated record. The coding region runs from base 1 to 1962 and encodes 653 amino acids. Gene Ontology annotation, biological process: regulation of transcription by RNA polymerase II. Gene Ontology annotation, molecular function: zinc ion binding; DNA-binding transcription activator activity, RNA polymerase II-specific.
AUGUUUUCGUUAUUCGAAGCACAUUCUCUACAACCAGUUCGUAAGCGAAGACAAGACCAUUCCGGGUUUAGUAAACCGAGUCUCCAAGAUUCUCGUAAGAAAGGAUUCAAUCAGAAGCGCAUAGAACAACAUAGCUUUGUGGGGACUAGAUCAAAAUCAAGAUAUGGCUGCGAUGGAUGUCGACUGAGAAGGAAGAGAUGCGACGAAGUCCAUCCCAUAUGUGGCGCGUGUCUGAAGAGGAAUGAUACAUGUGCAUGGAGUUAUCAUCUUCGAACAAAGGAGAAACCUACCACUAUUGAAAAAGUGCUGGAUCCUAAGCUUGAGCGUCAUGAGAUUGAAUAUCAAGAGUCAGAUUGUAAGCUAGUUGAAAUUGAGUCUCAGGACGACUUUGUUGAAGAGAAUGCCAAAGCUGAGACCCACCAUGCGUUGGUUCCGUAUAUGCCUAUUAACGAUGGUGAUAAUGAUAACGAUAUCGAGUGUGUACAACGUGUAACGGCUUUAGAAGAUGCAAUGGACGACAUGUUCAAGUCCAAUACCUUAUCUCCGCGGUUGGUGUUCACCAGUGCACCGUUAAAGUAUCUUGACUCCAAUGGAUGUCUAUUCUGGGAUUUCUAUAGGUAUAAAGGUUCAGCUAUUGGUUGUGUGGGAAUUGAUGAUUCCAAUUACUUCUUCAAGUGUUAUGUGAAGGUUUGUGAAGGGAAUGAAGCUAUCUGUAAUCUUUUAGCUGCUUGGGGAGGAAUAUAUCUUAAGGAUAACCCUGAAGAUGAAGUAGUUCACAGUUAUAUUCGUCGAGGCUAUUCACUAUUACCCCCAACAGAUGCUCAAACGCUAAUAAAAUGCAAUGCCAAAAGGUUCUGGGCCAUGUGUUUCUACAGCGUACUUUAUACGUUUUAUGUUACUACCGGUGACCCUAAUCAUUGGUGGCCGGUGUUUCUUAAGUUGAAGGAGAUAAUUGAUCUCAGUGGAGGCCUAAUACAAAUAUGUGAAGACUACAACUAUUCUAAUGAUAUCAUCUUUAUUAUAUCACUGAUGCAAUAUUUCAGUUGUACGUCAAGUGAACUAUGGAUCAACGGACCUAUAUAUCCGUUAAGUGAAUUCCAACAAGUGUUUGCUAAAGUUGACUUUGGUAAUUUCGGAGUUGAUCCUGUACAAGGUGCCUUCUACACAAUCUAUUGGAGAUUGGCAGAAGUUGCAACUAACAAGAUACUACUUGAAAAGCAAAAGAGUUACGUUGAAGACCUUUAUCGCAAGGCUUCAGCUUCACUGUUCACCAAUGAAACAUUAAAUGAACUAUAUAAAUCCGCUAAGUUGGAUUAUGUUGAAUGUUCGUUACUUGUGUUUGAUUCAAUGAUGUUGAAAAUUAAUAUGGAGAAGCCUUCAAUUAGUCAAUUGCUCCUUAUUAGUGACGACACUGAGCAUCAACUACAGAUCGAUAUUUUUGAAACAUAUAAAAAGGUAUGUAAACUUUGCUGCUACUUCCAUUUGAAAAGAGCUUCUCCGUUGGUCCAUGAAGUGCAAGUUCUAUUGGAAGAAACAUUGCAUUUGGUGGAGGGGCUUCGAGAUUCUAAGAUGCGAGUAUCAAUGAUAAUCCCGUUAUUGACUUGCAGUAUGGCUGCAGUAACUGAUUAUGAUAAAAGAAGAAUAGAAAAUUGUUUUAAGCAUUUAAGAGAUGGGUGCGCAGUUUAUAACGUUGAUCUAGCUUGGUUCUUAGCGCAAGAAAUUUGGUUGCGGAACCCCGAAGGAAAGCAAGUUCCUGCUCAUUAUUUGUCGAUUUUGACAUUGGGUUCUGUGGCCGCUUUUGUUGCUUGGCCCAGUGCUAAGAAGGAAGCUCCUGCAACACCAGCUGUUGCGGCUGUUCCUGUCUCUUCCAAGGAAGAUGACAUUGACUUGGAAAAGUUAUUGAACCCAGGUGUUAUAGGGGGUAAUAACUUAGUGGCAUUUAUACCUGUGCGACCACCAUGA